GCUACGCAUUAUGGAAGACGAUAGGAUAGCAUUUUCCGACGAAACUAGCUCCAAACUGGAAAAACAGAGGAAAAUUAUCCAGCAAUUGCGAGAAGAAAAAGCGAAACUCUGCGAAGACAUCAACGUGGCCGCGUGUAGAAAUCAAAAAAGGAGAGACCAAAAAAUGUCUGAGGAAAUUUACAACUUGAUGGAUCUUCACGAAGAAUAUCGUGCGAAGGUCAGAGCUGAAAAAGAAGAAAUCGUCGAAAUGGAUGUCCAAAUUAGAAAGUUGGAAGCAGAUAUAAAAAGUUUGAGACCAAACACUGCUGUAACUGACAACGAUUUCCAAACUCGCCUAACUAGUGGUCAGAAAAUGGUGCACAUUUUAAAAAACAGGCUUGACAAUAUGGUAAAGAAAUUUUGUGCCAUUUUAGCUACUAAUAGGGAACUCAGAGAAGAAAUUAAUCAUUUGCUGAAAGAACGAAAUCACUUUAAUGAAAUUUGUGAAAAACUUCUAAAAGACAUUAGUGUAGGUAAAAAGUUCAUGGUUGACCUAAUUGAACAAGCAACUAUUGCAUUUGACCAACGCGAAGAAUGGUGCUCUAAGCUAGAAGCUCUUAAAAAGAGGGCUGAGGUUGAUUACAUUCUUCAUUCGGAAGAAAUGAGAGAAAUUCAAAGAAGACUCGAUCACUAUAUGACUCUCAGAGAGUUUCUAUGUAUUAAAGGCCAAAAGAGAGUUUUAAAAGACCUUGAAGAAAAAGAAAGAUUGAAAAAGGAAACGCAGCAACAAGAACUAGAGGAUCAAUUAGAAGUUUACGAGACUACUUUGAAGAAAAUUCAGACAUUUUGUAAUGAAGAAGAUGUGGAUCGAAUAGCAGCACUGUUUUUGAAACAAGAAGAGGAAAAUUUUGCUCUUUUCAAUUAUGUUAACGAAUUGAGUCAUGAAAUUGAAUCUUUGAACAAUUCUAUGGAGGAAAUUCAGGAGAAAAUCGAGGAGCAAAUAGAAUUAAGCAACGAAAGAGCAAAACAGCGUCAAGCUACUCUGAGCACUUUACAAAAAGAAUUGGAAGCUGUCACAAAACAAUCAAAUGACGACGAAAAGGGUGUCCAACAAUCAGACGAAAAUUUGAAAAAAGUGCUUAACGGAAUUGAGGAAAUCUUUAAUAUUGUUGGAUGCGAUCGAGGACCAAUAUUAAAGUUACUUGGUGAUAAUGCUGCUAUUAAUCUUUUUAAUGUAAAAAUCUAUUUGGGAACAAUAGAGAAAAGAUUGUCUUCAAUUAUCACUGAUUUAUAUUUUGCAGAAAGAUCUAUAUUACCUCAUGGUAAGAAGGUGAAAGGCGUAGCUUCUCCUCAUUAA
Ceutorhynchus assimilis (cabbage seed weevil) is the source of this 1336-nucleotide messenger RNA. The record is from the annotation of a GenBank genome assembly. Lineage: Eukaryota; Metazoa; Arthropoda; Insecta; Coleoptera; Curculionidae.